AUGUUGGCCGUCAAGCGUCGUGCCGAUAAGAAGACCAGCUGCCGCUCCCUCUUCUCCUUUCCGCUGUGCAUGUUGUUUAAAGUCGACGAAGCUUCUCGGCAUCUCGUUCUCGUUGCGACCCCUCCGGCCGAGCUCCGACAGGCCUCGAAGCCGGACCUCGCAGCCCAGACGCAGGCUGCCUCCGACCCCGCCGCCUCGCUCCGCGAGCUGCCCUCGGCCGUCGAUUGCGCCGCCCACCUGCAGCUCCUCGAGACCUUUGUCGCUCUCCACGGCACCGUCCGGCUGCUCGCUGCCGCGGCGGGUCUCGCCCCGGAGGCGGCCUGGGACUCGUACUGCGACCGCGCCGUCGCGCGCUUCGAGGCGUGGAGCGCCAGCGGCCCGAGGCCGGCGGAGCGGAUGCCGCCGGUUGACGUGCUCAUGGCGUGGCACGCCCUGAUGCUGCACCCCAGGGCGUACGCGCGCUUCAUCGAGCUCGGCGGGCGGCUGGGACUGGACGGCCUGAAGUGGUCCGAGAUUUCAAACCUGACGAUGCCCGACAUCGACCUCCCCUCCCUCUCCGCAGCCCACACCGGCGUCUUCACCCACCGCUCCCCGACGGGCACCCCGCUGUUCACCUACCCCCUCGCCGCCGCCAUCCGGCGCCAGCUCUCCUUCUCGACCAAGAUGGCCCGCCACGCCUGGCUGCGCAGCCCGUCGCUCGCCUCGACGCUCGCCCGCUCCCGGGCCCGGUACGCGCGCUUCUUCCAGCUCAUCGCCGCGCACCCGCGCACCGUCAUGGUGCCCACCCUCGACAUCGACCUCGUCUGGCACACCCACCAGCUCAGCCCGGCGCGGUACCUCGCCUUCUCGAAGCGCGCCGUGGCGGGGCGGCUCGUCGACCACGACGACGAGAUCGCAGACGAGACGCUCGGGGCGCUGGCCGCAGACAUGCAGGAGCUCUGGGCCGAUGUAUUUGACGGCGAGGCCUACCACGCGUGUCUGUGCUGGGCCUGCGAGGGCGGGCGUGCGGGCGUCGACGGUGGCGUCGUGGACGCGGCGCUGCAGAAGGAGGAGGCGGCAGCGGCCGGUAUUCUGCCGCUUGCAGACCUCGCGUUCCCGCGGUGCGGCGACUGCGGCAACCAUCCUGACAGCUGCUGUCCUUCGGUCGAGGGUGCUGCCGGGUGUGGGAGCGGGUGCGGCGGUGGCUGCGGAGGAGAGGGCGGGUGCGGAAGCUGUGGUGCGAGGUGA
Colletotrichum graminicola M1.001 is the source of this 1227-nucleotide messenger RNA. RefSeq lists its product as uncharacterized. The transcript has 3 exons. Bases 1 to 1227 code for a protein of 408 amino acids. The record is from RefSeq and is a predicted model, not a curated record. NCBI's taxonomy places the organism in Eukaryota, Fungi, Ascomycota, Sordariomycetes, Glomerellales, Glomerellaceae.